AUGGCGGUAAGCGAGGAAGUCAUCGAGCUCAGCAGACUUCUCGAUUCGCGCUUCGCAACUGAAGAAGUUUCCCUCGACGACCGUGGGUCGCAGUCGCAUUCAGCAACAACAUCCCUAUACCCGGCCGAUAGAACGACGAUAGAAAGCAUCCAGAAUUUAGAGCUCUCGGACGCGAAUGACGAUAACAAUCAUGCAUCUUCAAUCGCCAAAGGACACGACAUUUCAGUCCAUCCUCUUGCUGGCGAAGAGAACUCUGAUUACCAUCGAACUUAUCAUGCUCCCUGGGCACUCCGCCGGCUGCACUUGCUAUGCCUCGUCGUCGUCCUCGUACUGAUGAUCAUUGCUUUGGAAGUUACGCAAUACAUCUCGAACAAGAACCAAGGUCUGGCAACCACAACCCAGAGGAUUCAUUACUUAUGGACAUAUGGCCCUACUGCUGUAUUCUCCGUCCUCGCGAUAUUCUGGGGCGCUCUCGAAUACCAGACAAAGGUCAUGAUGCCUUGGAAACUGAUGGUAGGCUCCCAAGUGUCUAAGACUGCCAAUGUUAGCGUUUUCUUGUCGAAUCUCGAUUGUCACCCUGGUCACGUUGCAAAUGUCACAAUGCUUGCUCAGGACGACAACUGGCAAUUGGUAGCCAAUCUAUCAGACUCCGUGUGUACUACGAAUCUUGUCGACAUUGGGACACGUUACGACACCGGCAAUGCCACUGUUGACGGGAGUUGGAAGACUGUGGGUGCUGCAUCGCUACAAAGAUGUCAGGAAAGCGCGAACUUUGACUCGGGAUCUCUGGUACUUACAUUUGCACAAGCCAUCAAACCAAAGAAAAAGCCUCCUGCCUUUUAUGACAAAGGUAAAACAGAACAGUUGCCCAUGGGCUCAUUUGAGUUUAAUGCAACCGUGCUUUUCUGCAAACCCACGAACAACAUGGAGAAGGCUUUAGUGACCACUAACUCUUCCGAUGCUAUCCUUGAUGUGGCAGAUGGAUAUAGCACUUCGAGGCUCAAUCUGUCUUCAUGGGAUAUGGCGUUAGCCUUCAACAACACUGUUUCUAGCGCCAGCAAGUCCUUUACGAACAGAGACGACCUGAACCUUGCAGCGGGUAUGGCGCCAUAUGAUACAUACUUCAAGAUCUUGCAGGCCAUAUCGCCUGGAGCUGAAGCAAAGUAUUUGGACUCUGAGAUUCUUGAAGCAGAUUCUCGACGCCUGGUCACCGCUGUCUGGGCGCAAAUUGCAAAUCAACACCUCCUGUCGAAUGCGGCCAAGGGGGAUACAGGAACAUAUCGUACUUCUCUGCCUAGAUGUCUGAGCAGUGUUCGAUUUGGUAGAUGGGCGGUGCUUAGCGUCUCGCUAUCAACACUACUCAGCCCGUUCCUCACGAUCAUCGUCAGUGGUCUAUUCGAGGAACGACCUGUACCACAGUACCAGACGCUGAGUACUAAUGCUGUGGAUAAUUUGACUAGAUUUGACGACAGUACUUACCAGGACUGUGAGCAACUUGGAUGGGACCAGGCCACACUUAAUGCUGCCAACCUUCUCAUACAAGAUGUAAUCCCAUUUCCAGAAGGAACCUUCGACAACUACAUCUAUCCUCUGAUGACAGAUAUCUCUGGCAACACGAGCAUGACAGGAGUGUUCAAUGCAUCGUCCUUUUCAGCAGUCACCCCAGGUUAUCACCCCCAUACGGUGUGCCAAGCUAUGGAUCCAUCGCAAUUCCAAUACACAUUGAGCAGCGACGGAUCAAAUAAUGGUCCCAAUUGGCCAACUAAACCUUACAACUACUACCUUAACUUCACCCACCCUGAUCUCACGGGUUGUGAUUGUUCUGCGCCACAGUUUCCCGAUACAUACUGCGCUGCAUCAGAACUGUUGUCGCUCGGCAUGGAGUUGAGCCCUAACAACACUAUCUUUCAGGAAACAAUGGACAUCGGAUACGCCUUUCCAGUUGGUUGGAUGAGUCCAGAAGGAUGGCCAAAUUCCUCUGCACUGGUCCACUCCCAUCGUCAAUGUCCUAACAUGACGAUGAUCUAUGGUGAUUGGGAUUCACGGUCCAACUCGUCGUUGGAUCUACGGGGCGUUGCGUGCUACUACAACAUGGAACAGGCUCAACUCAACACAUCAUAUGCAUUUCCACAGCAAAGCGUGACUGGAGUAUACCCUGUGGAGCCCUCAUCGCUCGUUCAGGCAGAUCCUAGCUGCUGGCCCUUCAGCUUGUAUAGCAUCAACGACUACCUGGCAAACAAUGCAUCUGCAUCGUAUGAUAGUCUUUUCAUGGCUGCAUCUAACGGAAGCGAUGAACAAACGCUCUUCACGCCUUACAAUGCCGAUGCUUUCGCAAGCCGAAUAGGCCAGAUCUACAAUACCUUCUUGGCCCAGUAUUUCAGCCUCAAUCUGCGCAACACCAACUUCACAGCCGGGGUACCACAAGUGCCGAUGACACUUGUUGACAAUCAUCGCCAACGCUUGUUUCCAAAGCCGGCUUUCUACAAGUAUUCUCGAAGGGCUGCUUGGCAUCAUCUGGGUAUGCACAGUGAUUGCGCUUGUCCUUUUGACAGUAAAGAGCUGCUUCCAAAGGAUCCUUGCAGUAUCGCGGCUCAGGCUAGUCUCUUUGCUGAUUCCGAGUUCAUUGAUCUGAUACCUCCUGGAGCGGAAAGUCUCUCUGACGAAAAGCUUGCUGAGACAACACCUUUUAAGGAUCAUCUGUUCAGUUUAGGAUGGUGGGAAAAGGAAGGUGGAGAGAAAAGAACUUUUGGUGUCGAUGUUGGUCAGGCUGUCUCUAUGGGUCAAGGAGACACGCGAUGGACACGAAUUAAGAGAUUGCUUGGUGUAUGA
Messenger RNA from Aureobasidium musti, 2829 nucleotides. The record is from the annotation of a GenBank genome assembly. Lineage: Eukaryota; Fungi; Ascomycota; Dothideomycetes; Dothideales; Saccotheciaceae.